Cololabis saira (Pacific saury) is the source of this 3075-nucleotide messenger RNA. Its product is annotated as von Willebrand factor A domain-containing protein 5A-like. NCBI's taxonomy places the organism in Eukaryota, Metazoa, Chordata, Actinopteri, Beloniformes, Belonidae. The coding region runs from base 240 to 2801 and encodes 853 amino acids. The record is from RefSeq and is a predicted model, not a curated record. The transcript is spliced from 25 exons.
CCAUCGUACAGUCUGUUCUCUGCACUUCCAUCACUGUCUGGUUCGGAUCGGCCACCAAACUAGACAGAACAUACUGCAACGGACAAUCAGGUCUGCAGAGAGGAUAAUUGGGACCAACCUCCCAUUUAUCAAGAUUACAACUCUUCCUGCUUUAAGUGCAAUAUUCUGAACACAGGGGAAAAACCUGGAGUAAAAUACAAACGUAUCUGUCCUCGGUUGAGAUCGUCUUCAAAGGUACAAUGGCGAACUUCUGCUGUGGUCUGCUAACUGCCAAGAGGGAACCAGUUCCUCUGAAGAGCGUGGAGGUGGAGCUGGAGGUGAAGGACCACGUGGCCACAGUGAUCUCCACUCUGAUCUACGAGAACAAGGAGGACAAACCGCUGGAGGCCGUCUUUGUCUUCCCUCUGCCUGCAGAUGCAGCCGUGUGUCAUUUCAGUGCAAAGGUCGGACAGACGCACGUUGUUGCUGAGGUGAAGGAGAAGCAGCAGGCUCGUGAGGAGUAUGACGAUGCUUUGAGCUCCGGCCAGCAGGCCUUCCUGUUGGAGGAGAGUGACCAGAGUCCAGACAUAUUCCGUCUGAGCGUGGGCAGUCUGCCCCCGGGAGAGAGCGCCUCCAUCAGGCUGGAGUAUGUCACCGAGCUGGCUGUGCAGGCUGACGACGGUCUGAGGUUCUGUCUGCCUGCUGUUCUCAACCCUCGCUACCAACCUCCAGGUAGUGAAGGAGCCAGUGUCCAGGUGAGCUCCGUUCCAGCCUCCAUGGUGCCUUACACUCUGUCCUUUUCUGCACGAGUGUCGUCUCCUCGUCCAGUCUGGAAAGUAGAGUCCAGCAGUUCCCUGGAGCCUCUUCAGUACCUCAACCCUGAACAGACGCAGGCUACUGUGAAGUUGGCAGCAGGACACAAGUUUGACCGAGACGUUGAGCUGCUCAUUUAUUACAAAGACGCCCACCAGCCGUCUGCGGUGGUGGAGGCAGGACAGGACUCAGCCAAGCCAGGCUCUCUGAUGGGGGAGCCAGUGGUGAUGGUGAGCCUGUACCCUGAGUUCCCUCAGGCCGUGAUGUCCUCGCUCGCCUCGUGUGGGGAGUUUGUGUUCUUACUGGAUCGGUCUGGGAGCAUGAGCUGUCCCACCAGUCACAACAAGCGGGAGGAAACCCGCAUCGGCAGUGCAAAGGACACUCUGCUGCUGCUGUUGAAGAGCCUGCCUGUGGGCUGCUACUUCAAUAUCUACAGUUUCGGAUCGGACUUCAGACACAUCUUCCCGAAGAGCGAGGAGUACAGCGAGAAGAGCAUGGAGGAGGCUCUGAAGAAAGUGGAGGAGAUGGCGGCCGACAUGGGAGGAACAGAGAUCCUUCAGCCGCUCAAACACAUCUACAGCCAGCCCUGCAUUCCCAACCAACCCAGACAACUGUUUGUCUUUACUGACGGAGAGGUGUGCAACACAAAGGAAGUUAUCAAUCUGGUUAAGAAGAAUGCAGGUUCCCACAGGUGCUUCUCUUUCGGGAUUGGUGAAGGAGCCAGCUCCGCUCUUAUCAACGGGUUGGCCAAGGAGGGCGGAGGUCAUGCCGACUUCAUUACUGGAAAUGACAGGAUGCAACCAAAAGUGAUGCAGGCGUUGAGAUUUGCACUCCAGCCAGCCGUGGAAAGCAUCUCAGUCACAUGGGAUUUACCAAAGGAAGUGUCUGCCACCGUCCUCUCUCCACCCAUCACAACCAUCUUCCAGGGUCAAAGAUCACUGAUUUACGCUCAGCUAUCUGGAAAGAGUUCGGAGGCAGCAGAGGGCUGUGUGACGGUGAAGUACAGCCUGGCGGGUCAUCCCUCUCAAAACCAGCUGCACUUCAGCCUCAAACCUGCAGGAGAUACUGGGUUAACGGUCCACAGGCUGGCCGCUCGGACUCUGAUCCGUUCCCUGGAGCUCGAGGAGGGACUGUCCAGAGGACAGAAAGAUGAAGCUGUGAAGAAGAAGGUGGUGGACCUCAGUGUCCAGUCAGGAGUAAACAGUUCUUUUACUGCCUUCAUUGCUGUCAACAAAGACAACGGCCAGUCAAUUCAAGGACCUCUGGUACGCAGAGACGUUCCAACACCCAGGUCAUGGGGGUUUGCUGGAUUCAGCUCGUAUUCAGGCUCACAUGCUCAACGUAGACCUCAGUGUGCACCUCAGGUGUUAGGCUCACAAAUGGCUCUUCCUACUAUGUUCGGUGCUCUACCUACACCUCAGUGUGCACCUCAGGUGUUUUGUGGCUCACCAAUGACUGUUUAUGGAUCUAUGUGUGCACCUCAGGUUUCUCCCUCUCCUAUGUUGUGCGGGGCAGCAAACAUGCGUUUUAUGGGAGCAGCUAAUUAUCAGAUUGCAGAAGAUUAUUAUGGAAGCAUUCCGACAGCAAGAUCUAAAGAAGGAUGUCUGAGGGGGAGACUGAUAAAAAAAAGUUUAGACAUUUUUGGUGAAGCUGCUGAAACCCCUGAACCCCAGCGGCGCAGGAAAGACCCUCUGCUGCAGCUGGUGUCUCUCCAAAAGGCAUCUGGCUGCUGGAUGCUGGACGCAGCUCUGGCCUCCGUGCUGGGAAAGACCAGUAAAGAGGUGGAAAAGUCCAAGCCUGCACCGGUCAACAAGGAAGUGUGGGCAACCAUCCUGGCUCUGAUGUGGCUUCAUGCUUUUAAGACGGAUGCUAAAGUGGAGUGGGAGCUUCUGGCUCUGAAAGCUGCAUCCUGGCUUCGGGCUCAGAACGCUCCGUGUAUGACAGAGUGUGUUGCUGCUGGAAAUGCACUUUUGGGCUGUAAUGUGCAGGCGGAUGCUCUGAAGAUCUGAACUAGUCGCUGACGUGGCUUCAUCUACAACAUUGAUGACCUGAAGUGUAUUUACUCCUCCCAUCAGCCUUGUUAAUGAGUAUUGCAAUUUGUAAUAUUUACCUCUCAUCUCCAAUGUGCCUUGAUAUAUUUGCACUGCAUAAAUGUUACAACACACAAAAACCUUUGUUAUUAUAGAUUAAAACUUCCUGUAAGUGCACUCAUUUGUGUAACUGUAACAGCUAUAACGAUGGUGUUGUUGCCACUGAAGGACAACCAAAAUAAACAAAUUAAUA